GUGUCUGGCCUCAGCACGAUGUGGUUCGUGCUCACGAACAGCAUCGGCCUCGCCUUCUUCUACUUCCUCAUGUCUACGCCCGUGCGGACCAGCGCGUGCGUGCUGGGGCAGAGCGGGCGCGUGAUGGUGCUGGACAGGCAGCCGCUGAUGUCGUCCACGAAGGCGGCCAAAGCGUUCAUAG
Prorocentrum cordatum is the source of this 181-nucleotide messenger RNA. The record is from the annotation of a GenBank genome assembly. Lineage: Eukaryota; Dinophyceae; Prorocentrales; Prorocentraceae.